AUGACUGACUCCGAUGGUUCUUGGUCUGCCGAGAGCGAGCAGCAAUUCUGGGAUGCUCUGAACGGCGUUUUAUCUUCAGCGUGUGCGACACCGGAGCAGCUCGACGAAGCCUUGCGAUCAUGGCUCGAUUUAGUCUCCAAGGCCAGGGACGAGUAUCUCGAAAGCGAGGACGAUGUCGCGCGUUGUUCAGAGAUGCUGCUAGAGAGCCCAAUUUUUAGAAGCAACGGCAGCUAUGUCCAGACGCAGCUCAUCUAUAGCCUUCUGCAAGAGGACGAGUUCGCCCAGCUUCACGUAUAUGCCAACUUUCUUCUCCUCGCUGGCCGGACGAAGGAGGAUACAUUUCGGACCAUGAUACAAGAGGGGUGUUUUGUCCGCUUGCUUGAGCUUAUCAAGAACUGCGGGGGCAGAGACGGCCGUCUCCAUCGGCUUCUCUUACAACUGAUGUACGAGAUGUCGCGCAUCGAACACCUGCGCCCCGAGGAUCUCCUGCAGGUUGACGAUAGUUUUGUCAUGUACCUGUUCCAACUCACUGAGGCUUUAUCCGACGACGUCAACGACCCAUACCACUACCCCGUGAUUCGCGUCCUACUAGUGCUGAACGAACAGUACAUGGUCGCUUCUACCUCGGCAGCAGUCGACCCCAGCUCUCCGGCGGUACUCGUUACAAACAGGGUUGUCAAGGUUCUCAGUGUUCAUGGCCCGUCAUUCCGGACUUUUGGCGAGAACAUUAUUCUGCUUCUGAACCGAGAGACAGAGACCUCACAACAGCUACUCAUUCUCAAGUUAUUGUACCUUCUAUUUACCACGGCAGCGACGUACGAGUACUUUUAUCUCAACGACCUCAGAGUUCUGUUGGAUGUCAUCGUUCGCAAUCUCUUGGAUCUGCCCUCCGAAGCGAAUAUGCUGCGACAUACGUACUUGAGGGUACUAGCUCCUCUGCUCUCUCACACACAACUCAGUCAUCCUCCUCAUUACAAGCGGGACCAGAUUCUCGGCUUGCUUGAGAUAUUACGUGGUACAGGCAGCGCCCAUUUCAUGCCGCCCGAGCCGACGACGCUACGGUUACUUGAACGGGUCGCCAGGAUCUCAUGGUUAGCCGAGGAUGAGGUCGAGACACCGGAUAUGAGCCCGAUAGGAAGCUUGGCUCACUCGCAAACCGGCAGCUCGGUGAGCGUUGUUGCGAACGUAACCGAGAAACCAGGCAUCAAGACGCCGAGUCGGAGAUCAGGGAUGGAGCCGGAUCCGAAAGACACGGAUGCGCGCACUCCUACCGGGGGGAGCCCUCCUAGACCCAAACCACCGCCACCGAGGACCUUGAGAACUAAGAUGUCCCUACCGGAGGUGCCCAAACAUCGCCACGGAGCACCUAUUGCUCCUCCGGCGGUCAGCAAUGUUGCUACCAAUAAAACCGGGAACGGGAACGGGGAUGGGCAGAAGAAACAACCGCCGAAAAUCCCUCCGCCUAGAAGGAAAGCAAGGCUUUUGCCUACAGCUGGAGGUGACGCUCGAGCAACGAGCGAGUCAUUGCCAGCGUCCGACUCGGCAACCCCUGUCUCUUGA
Chaetomium globosum CBS 148.51 is the source of this 1560-nucleotide messenger RNA. RefSeq lists its product as uncharacterized. Gene Ontology annotation, biological process: actin cortical patch localization; actin cortical patch assembly; endocytosis. The transcript has 3 exons. Gene Ontology annotation, cellular component: actin cortical patch. Gene Ontology annotation, molecular function: Arp2/3 complex binding. The record is from RefSeq and is a predicted model, not a curated record. Lineage: Eukaryota; Fungi; Ascomycota; Sordariomycetes; Sordariales; Chaetomiaceae. Bases 1 to 1560 code for a protein of 519 amino acids.